Messenger RNA from Caenorhabditis angaria, 2534 nucleotides. Lineage: Eukaryota; Metazoa; Nematoda; Chromadorea; Rhabditida; Rhabditidae. The record is from the annotation of a GenBank genome assembly.
AUGGAUGUUUCUGAACAAAUUUUAGGUUGAAUUACCUGCUUUUUAUUUUUCUUUUUUCUUGAACUGAAAUUUCAGUCUCAACUUGUCAGAUGCAAAUAAAAAAUGGAGAAGAUCAGAAUACUGUGUCGGUUUCGGAGAGUGAAGGAGCUUCAGCGGAUGGAGUUCCGAUUUAUAGCAGUCUGGAAAGUCUAUUGAUUGUGAGUUGAGGUUUACGGGGCCCAAAAAAUCCCGAAUAUUUUCUAUACAAAAUUCAGUCAUUCACAAAAUAAAAAAAACCUUUUUUCGUUAAAAAAAAAACCAAAAAAAUGAUUCACGAACGGAAUUUUUAUUCAUUUUUCACCAUUUUCUCAACACACUGACAAGGAAUAGAUCCCAAUGUGACACCCUGAAAAAUUUCGGUUUUUUAUUUUUUAUUUUUUUGAAAACCUUAAUUUUCAAGCUAAAAAUGAGCUAAUUUUAAAAAAGUGACAUUUUUUGUUGGAAAAUAAUUCCACGUGGAUUUUUUUGAGAUGAACUUCAGAAUUUUCCAACGAAAAUUUUGAAACAGUGAAAUAAUUUUCAAAAUGUUUUUUUUUUCAAUCAAAAUUUCAGUGUAACAUUGAAAAUUUAAACCUGAAAUUUUGAGGAAAUUCUGAAACAGUGAGGAUUUUUGAGGAAAAUCAGAACAUAUAUCAAUUUCUGAUUUUUCACCUAAAAAUAUAGGAAAAUUUUGAAAUAGUGAGUUUUUUCAAGCAAAAAAUUUGAGCUGUUUUUUUUGCAUUGAAAAAUUUUCUAAAUGAAAAAAUAUAGAACAUUUUUGAAACAGUGAAUUUUUAAAUUACAAGUUUUUCAAAAAAAUCUUUUCUCAAAUUUCCAAGCUAGAAAUGAGAUAAUGAAAUUUUAUAGUAGUUCUGGACUCUAAAAUGCAUUUUAGCUCAACUUUAUUCAGUGUGAUGAAAAAAUGAAUAAAAAUACCGUUCGUGAAUCAUUUUUUGUGGUUUUUUAACGUUAAAAAACGUUUUUUUCGUGAAAAAAAUAUUUCGCAAUAAUUUCCUGUAGGUGAAUGAUAAGAUAAAAAAAGAAAAAAUUCAGAUUCCUCCAUCGAUGUCUCAAGAAUUAAGUGAAGCUGCUCGAUUGGCUCAACGUUCUCUAGAUAAUUGGUCGAAUAAUCGUCGACACGUUAUUCGAAAACUCGAUUCGAUUGCUCGCGAAUUGGAUGAAUGGGAGAAGAAUUGCUCAAUCUCAACAGCAGUCGGAAGUUCUGUUGGAAUUGUUAGUGGUGGAGCUGUUAUUGGUGGUCUUAUUUUCAUGCCGCCUGUUGCGAUUGCUGGGCUGAUUGUUGGAACUGUCGCCGGAGCGUCGAAUGUUGUUACUGGACUUGCGAAAUGGCAGCAUAUGAAGAUGAAGGCGAAAGAUGUGAAUGCGUAUUGUGAUCAUGAUAAAGUGUUGUUUGAAGAAUUGAUGAGAGAUCGAGAUGAACUAAUGGAAGUGAUUCGAAGAAUUAUACAAAGCGAAGAUUAUCAACGACAUUUUGAACAUAAUUUCGAUAAUGCCAAUAAUAUUAAGAAUAUUUUGGGAGCUACGGUUUUUGGUGCAGGAGGACUUGCGACUAGAUAUGCGAUUCUUGAGAUGGGAAGACUUUCGUCGUCGUUGGUCAAAGGAGUUUUGCAUAGUGUUGCGGUUAUUGGUAUUAUUCUUGAUUCGGUUACACUUGCAUUGAGUGCAAAGGUACGUAUUUUGACGCGAAAAAUUUGAAUUUCAAAAUCAAAAUUCUGCCAAAUGUGCUGAUUCACGAACGAAUUCACGAAAAUUCGAAAAAUGUCGAAGUUUUCAGUCAAAAAUGAUGACAAAUCGAGAUUUUUGAAGCUUCUGGAGUGAUUUCUGAUGAAAAUUGACCUUCAGAAGUUUUUGCUGAUUUUUAGUAAAAUAAAACAUUUUCAAAUUUUGAUGAAUUUCGAAAAAAUUCAUAAAAUGAAGUAAAAACGGUGAAAAUAACCUUCGAAAACCCUAUUUUAUCUCAUUUUAUUAAUUUUUUUCAUCAAAAUUUGAAAUGUUUUUAUUUCACGAAAAAUCAGCAAAAACUUCUGAAAAUCAAUUUUCAUCAAAAAUCACUCCAGAAGUUUCAAAAAUCUCGAUUUGUCAUCAUUUUUGACUGAAAAACCAUUUUUUCGUUUGUGAAUCAGCUUUUUCAGUUUUUUCAUGUUCUGCCACGUGGAUUUUGAAAUUUUGGACUUUUUAGCAAAGUCAACCGCAAAAUUUGAAAUCAAAAAAUUUCCACGUGGAUUCGUGGCUCUGAAAAAUUUGAUUUUGAAGUCUAUCUCAUUUUAUUCCCUUUCCAGGACUUAUCUGAAGAAAAACGCUCAAAAUUCGGCGACGAAAUUCUCGAACUCGCUGGCAAAUUGGAACUCGAUCGUCAAAAAGUUUGCAAAGAUUUUUUGAAUCAAGACGUUUGGAAUGUCGAUGAUUCGAAAACCGAAGAAGACAUGGAACGAUUGUCCGACAGUGGUUCGAUCGAAUUUGUUCAAAGAAUUCCGAGUGCACCAGUCUCAGAAUGA